AUUUUGUUACUUCUUCCUCAUCAGUCUGCAUCUACCUCUCAUUAAAAGUACCCUAAAUCCACACUAUGCCCAUGUGUUCCUCAGCCAAGGGCAUGAUUCUAAUCUUUUGUGUCCCUUUCUUGGAGAGUCUUAGGACCAGAGAUCAUUAGGCCCCACCCUUCAAAACCUUCUCAUUGUCUUGCUUAUAUAUCACCCUCCAAUCUCCACAUAUCCCUGCUUCCUUAGCUCCACUUUCUCUUUUCUUUAUUCUUUAAUUUUCCUAGAAAAUAGAUUCUCUCAAAAUGAAAGGCUAUUCCAAGAUCAAAAUCUUUAAUCCCACCUCUGCCAAAUCAAGAUCCAUAGAUCUCUCAUAUCCUUUAACUUCUUCUGAACUCAAAAAAGCCAAUUCCCAAACAGACACAGACUCGAAACCCCAAGAAAAAAUCACCAGCCAGCUGCAGAACUUCAACUACACUAAUACUAAACCCACCACCACCAUCACCAACACCGCCACCGCCAACGAAAACCUCCAGGAUUCACUUUCAUGGCUACAAGACGAAGAGGGUUAUAAAGAAAGUUCUAAGCUGGGGAGGAACUCUUCAGUUUCUUCAGCUUCUGGUUUUCAGUCUGCUGUUAAGAAAGCUUUCUCCAUGAGAAGAUCUUCCUCAGUUUCUGAGAGCUAUUGUAGGAUCCAUGACCAAUCUUCGGGGUUUCCUUCACCAACGCAUGAUGAUGAAGAUGAUGGUUCACCAACUAGAUCUGUGAAGAAAAAGAACAGCAGAAGCAGAAUCCUUAGAGCUUGUAAGAAACUUGUUGGACUCUAGCUCAAUUUCUUGUCUUUUUUUUUUUAAAAAAAAGGGAAAAGAAAAGAAAAUCCCCUUUCUAAAGAAGGGGUUGUUGAAUUACAUUUCUUUCUUCCCUUGUGCUUUUGGAUUAAGACAUAAGUGUUAGGUGCAAUGGUCAUCCUAAGAAAGAAAUUCAGAAUUAUUGAGAUGAA
Messenger RNA from Manihot esculenta (cassava), 976 nucleotides. RefSeq lists its product as uncharacterized. Lineage: Eukaryota; Viridiplantae; Streptophyta; Magnoliopsida; Malpighiales; Euphorbiaceae. The coding region runs from base 282 to 803 and encodes 173 amino acids. The record is from RefSeq and is a predicted model, not a curated record. The transcript has a single exon.